CAAGCACAGAGCGGGGAGCUCGCGCUUCUCGCUUCACCUCUGAUGGACUUGAGAUAAGAGAAGACCGGGCAGCGUCUCUCAUUUUCAUGCCCUGGGUGUUAGUUACAUAGCAAGAAAUAAACUGCUCUCAUGGUCUUAACUGUUCUAGCGCCGAUUUUAAUGUGUUUUAUGUGUUUGCGCUCAACAGUGAGGUAGACUUAUUCGGGCACAUUUCAGAGUGUCAGCGUGUGAUUUAUCCCGUGGAUGCGGCUGUCGAUAUCCAUAUGAGCCCUGCAGGAUCAGCCUGUCACAGGGCAUCAUGAUGGCUCUGGCUCUUCAUAAGUGGAUGAGGAAUAUUUCUCCAGAGAUGCUGCUCCUGGUGCCGAUAUUGUGUUCUUUACCUCUGUCAGGAGCGGCUCCUUCUCUCACUACCGAGCAGCUGGACAUGGGGGUGGACUGGCUGAGUAAGUUUGGGUACCUUCCUCCACCUGAUCCUGUGACUGGCCAGCUUCAAACCAAGGAGGCUCUGACCAAGGCCAUCAAAGCCAUGCAGAAGUUCGGAGGGCUAAAGGAGACUGGAGUCUUGGACCAAGCCACACUAGGUCUAAUGAAAACACCCAGAUGUUCUCUGCCUGAUGUGUCUGACAUAGAGGGGGCAAUGGGACGCAGGAAACGAAGCUUGAAUCCUCAGAACAAAUGGAAUAAGAGGCAUCUAUCCUGGAGAGUGAGGACCUUUCCUAAGGAUUCAGCCUUACUGGGCCGGGACACUGUUCGAGCCCUCAUGUACUACGCCUUAAAGGUCUGGAGUGAUAUUGCACCUCUUAACUUCCAUGAAGUAGCCGGCAGUGAUGCGGAUAUUCAAAUUGACUUCACUAAGGCUGACCACAAUGAUGGAUACCCUUUUGAUGGGCCCGGGGGCACAGUGGCACAUGCAUUUUUCCCUGGAGAGAGGUUUACUGCUGGGGAUACACACUUCGACGAUGACGAGGCCUGGACAUUUAGAUCACCAGAAUCUCACGGGAUGGAUCUGUUUGCAGUUGCGGUCCAUGAGUUUGGUCAUGCCAUCGGUCUGGUGCACACAUCAGCCAUGGAGUCCAUCAUGAGACCAUACUACCAGGGUCCUGUGGGAGACCCACUGAAAUAUGAUCUACCCUAUGAGGACAAAGUCAGAGUCUGGCAGCUCUAUGGUGUCAGAGACUCAGUGUCCCAUACAAAUCGACCGGGCAACCCCUCCCAGACAGCAGAGCCUCCAGUUCUACUGGACCUUCCUGAAAACAGAUCCACACUCCUACUGGCUCGAGAUGCUCCAGAUAGAUGCACCAGUCACUUUGAUGCUGUGGCCCAAAUACGAGGGGAGGCCUUCUUUUUUAAAGGGAAGUACUUUUGGCGGCUAACUCGAGAGAAGCACCUAGUAUCUCUUCAUCCUGCUCAGAUUCAUCGUUUCUGGAGGGGUCUUCCUCCCAAUCUGGACAGUGUGGAUGCUGUAUAUGAGAGACCAGGGGACCACAAAAUAGUAUUUUUCAAAGGUUUGAAAUACUGGGUAUUUAAAGACAAUAAUGUAGAAGAGGGUUACCCUCGUCCAAUCAGUGACUUUGGCUUACCACUAGAGGGAGUGGAUGCCGUCUUUGUUUGGGUGCACAACGACAAAACGUACUUUUUCAAGGACAACCACUAUUGGCGCUAUGAUGACCACUUGCGACGUAUGGACCUGGGCUACCCUAAAGAUAGCUCACUAUGGAAGGGGCUGCCUCCACACCUGGAUGAUGCCAUGAGGUGGUCUGAUGGCUCAUCCUAUUUCUUCAAAGGGAAGGAGUACUGGCGAGUGCCAGGCAGCGACAUGGAGGUGGAGGCAGGAUACCCCCGCCUCAUCGCAAAGGACUGGCUGCUGUGCACAGAAAUGCAGUCGGACUCUCCGGACACGCAGCCCAAAAGCACAGAGACGAGAGUCAACGUGCACCAUCACCCAGACCACGCAGAGAAUGGAUAUGAGGUGUGCUCCUGCACCUCUGACACCGCCUCACCUUUAGGUGCCCGCCCAUCCCCAUCUCCCAUCUGGCUGCUGCCGCCUCUCUGGACCCUCUUACUGGCACUCCGCUCUGAACUGCUAUGAUGCUAAAGGAUGGGACACAGCUCUCAAGCUGGGUGCAAGAGAGACAAUUAUUAGCGAAGGGCCAGUGGACACAUACUAAAAUACAAACUGGAAACAUUCACUCAUAUAAAUAUCGAUUGGUAUGUUUUUGCUAUUAUUUUGUUGUUAUUUAUUUCACAUGCCAUUUGAUGGUCAUCUAAAGCGCCUUGCAGUAUGGGAUGUACAUACCAUUGUCAUACUAUCAAACUAAGGUACAACUGAUAGUUAUCAAUACAUCCACAAUCACAAUGUUAGUGCUGUACUUUAUAAAUUGUUAUAUUUGUGUUUUUUGUUUGUUUGUUUGCUUUUUGUUUUGGGGUUUUUUUUGAAUGGCUAAACUGGCUAAAUUCUGAGAAGGUUAAUUGAGUAGAGAUUGUUUUUCUCGUGUGCACCAAGUUUACAGCAAUAAUGAAUGGUUUUUGUUUGAUGUAAGGUGAUAAACAAUAUAUAAAAUUUUGAAAUGUGGAAAUCUGGUAAUAAUAGACAUUUUUGAGAAAUAUGUUUCCCUUGCUGAGAGUUAGAUAUGAACAUUGAUGCCUCUUUGCUUCAGAAAGUCUAGAAAAAGGAGGGGAAUAGCUAGCUGACCUCAGGCUCAUGAAUUAUAGUAAAUUGUUUGUAAUUUACAAGUCAUUUACAUGCUUUAAGCCAAUUUCUUUACCUUCCGAAAAUGCCAUAAAUAUUUAAUUACCUAUUUUCUCAUCUAACUGUCAGCAAGAAAGUAAAGAAGCAUAUUUGCCAAAAACAUGUCUGCUUUAAAUAGUGCCUGGAAAGUAGGCCUUCCUACCAGGCUGCUAUCUGCCUUCCAAUACUCUCCUCCAAAUAAUUUUUUAUGUUUGGUUUUAGUCUGACUACAGUUAACAUGAUGGACUUGUUUGGGAUUCUGAUUCACCUAUCCAAGAGAAAAAGACAGUAUUUUUACGCAACCUGAUAUGAGAACCUGCCAGAAAGACUCAAGCCAGGGUAAAGAAUGACAUCUUGGGAUAUAAAUACUGUAGUUAGACAUCUGACUGACACCCUGGCACAUAUCUAGGCAGCUGGGCAAAAAAAGUACCCUGUGGAUGUGCUGUAGAUAGUUUACAGAUGAAUGGCCCUGUGGGAUCUUGACAGCCAGACUUAAAUGGCAUACUUGGAUGUCAACAGGUAGAUGAGUGACAUUUGGGGUUGUAAACAGGGAGACAGGUGAAUACCACCCACUACAGCUACAUGCUGGAAAGGGCACUUUGGGAUUUGGAAAACAGACAAAUGAAUGUUAUUCGUGUUAGAAAGGCUCUCUCACGGUUGUUUAAUGCUAUUACCCUUGCUUUAAUCUUUUUACCUAUACUCCCACGCUCUUUGAGGAAAUAAUGUUCAUAUAUCUACACAAAGUCAUUAUUUUCACCGGAAGCAUUCCCCGCCAUUAUCGGAGGCAGUAUUCACCUCCAGUUUGUCGUAUUUUUUGUAAUUAAUACGGAUAGAUUGAGAGUCCAUAUUGCUUUGAUCAGAUUACAGCUCACGACUUCAAUCCAAGCUCCUACUGGUGACGUCAUUCAAAAACCUCACAAAACAGCAACCAGAUUUAUUGUUGCUGGUAUAUUUACCUACAGUUUAAAUAUAGACACAGAUAUAUUUCAAUGGAGAUGUUCCAUGGGUACUUCAAUCCAAGUGGACUGUGUAUAUUUCAAGCUGUGUUUUCUAAUGUAAAAUAUUUUUGUAGA
Messenger RNA from Archocentrus centrarchus (flier cichlid), 3801 nucleotides. It is a transcript of the gene mmp17a, whose product is annotated as matrix metallopeptidase 17a. Lineage: Eukaryota; Metazoa; Chordata; Actinopteri; Cichliformes; Cichlidae. The transcript is spliced from 10 exons. Gene Ontology annotation, cellular component: extracellular matrix. Gene Ontology annotation, molecular function: zinc ion binding; metalloendopeptidase activity. The record is from RefSeq and is a predicted model, not a curated record. Bases 299 to 2089 code for a protein of 596 amino acids. Gene Ontology annotation, biological process: collagen catabolic process; proteolysis; extracellular matrix organization.